Aspergillus aculeatus ATCC 16872 is the source of this 3750-nucleotide messenger RNA. Its product is annotated as GRAM and VASt domain-containing protein. Gene Ontology annotation, cellular component: endoplasmic reticulum membrane; plasma membrane; mitochondrion. Gene Ontology annotation, biological process: intracellular sterol transport. Gene Ontology annotation, molecular function: sterol binding; sterol transfer activity. The coding region runs from base 1 to 3750 and encodes 1249 amino acids. The transcript is spliced from 4 exons. Lineage: Eukaryota; Fungi; Ascomycota; Eurotiomycetes; Eurotiales; Aspergillaceae. The record is from RefSeq and is a predicted model, not a curated record.
AUGGACGAAUCUCUCCUCUCCGACCCCGUUCCGCCCCCCUCGUCCGACCUCCGAAGUCUGAGCUCUUCCGGUCGCACCAAGACGACUCCCGUAGAUCUAGAGACCAUGGCAAGCUCCGGUCGCAGCAAUGGCCGCUCCUCGUCCAUCGACUCCAGCUCCGACAGACCGAAAUCACAGUCCGGCGAUGCGGACUCCGCCAAGGCAGGCUCCAGCGGAUUCUCCAAGCUACUAGCCGCGCGUCGCAACAAGAAAAAGAGGAAGGACACCCAGAAGCAACCAGACGAACUGCCAACUCAGUAUGAGUUGGAGGAUGACCAGCACAUACAGGGCAGUCGCUCAAACGAACCGUGGAAUGGGAAUCCGUCUUUGAUCAACGACCUGCCCCCCCCUCCGGACAACGACGCUAUCAACCUCCUCACCGAUGACUCCGAACCUGACCGCACGCCACCACUCACCUCGCAUAACUCCCAUAGUGGCUUCUAUACCUCGUCCUCUCCUUUGAUCAAAACAACCUCCGUGGAAGCAACCGAUGAUGGUGCUCAGGGAGACCUCGAGUCGGUCGUCAGUGGUCCGAGUGCCGGUCCAGAGUCGAUUCCAGACUCGGAACGCUCAAGGCCCACGAGCCAACACGGUCAUACCCUAAGUGUACCUUCAUCUGGAAAGAAGAGGGGCACCUCUCCCGGUCGACGAUUCAAGAAUCCUUUCACGUCGAACGCGGAGAAGAAGCCCAAUCGAGAUCGAACCAACUCAACAUCCGCAGAAAGCACGAAAAGCACGAAAAGCACGAAAAGCAGAAGUGGUAGUGUGAUCCCGGCCCCGAUUCUGACGGACUUGAAGGAGGACAAACCGCUCUCCUUGGAGGCUCCUGCUCCAAGGACGCCCCCCCACACAGCGAUCCCGCAACCCUCGACCACGGUAACCCCUCCGACUCCGCGGACAACAGAAUUCCCCAAGUUCUUCGCCUCUCCGGAGGUGGCGGCCUCGCCAGACUCGAUGCACUCGAAGGACGGUGUCGUAGUCAGCCCGUCUGGCAAUAUGAUCUCCCAUCGGCGCGUGCGGUCCGCCUCCGCUGCCAGCCACAAACCGAGCAAGUUGUCGAAUUCUAUAUCUGCCAUGGGACCCACCGCAGAGGAGACAAACGCGACAUCGAAACCUCCCCCGAGUGCCCAGCAGUCAAGCUUCUUUUCAUCGGUCUUUUCUGCCGCACAGAAUGCCGCAUCGUCCCUCAGCAGCAGUCUCAAUGCGCAAUCGAAAGGUCGCAGCGUCAGUCAGGCAGGGGCGGGAGAGCACGACAAUCGUGCUACCGCUGAGAAACAGGAAAGUUCAACUCAGGCGGUGGAAAGCAGAAAGUCAGACGAGAAGAAGCCCAUGGCUGUUGAUACCCUGGGAUCGGGUAACCUGGAUUUUAGCCACUUGGACAUAGCAAUCCCUCCUGGUGGAUCAGUCUCGACUCCAGACGGGGUGGUCAUUACCAAGCCUGAGCUACCAUCAGAUCGGCGCAAAGGCCCUGGCGUUCUGCAGCGUGAUGAAGAAGCUGCUAGACUGGAAGAUAGCCGUGCUGCUCGAGCAGUCACCAUGGCCUACGAGCAACCGGCCGCCACCUCUCUCGCCCCGCCCAUGGAUGACGGCGUUGAUGGCAAUUCCAGCACAUCGCUCACUAGGGAAGGAACUGGGAACCAGACGACGCCCAGCGGCAGCGUCGUGGAGGGCGAGUUGGGAGGUACCCGGCCAUAUCGAAGCGGUAGCAUCCGAAGCCGGAUGGCCCGGCGGAGAAAUCGUGGCUCAUCUGAAGCCACCACAUCGACUAUUGGCGCGAUUGGUGCCAGCGCAAUAGCCCUAGGAGCCCCUGGGGCUAAUGCCAGUGUGCCACGGCUCACCGGAUUCGCUGUUGCCAGCAAAAAGCGUAACCGGGACUUCCAUCAAUUGUUCCGCAGUGUCCCCGAAGAUGACUACUUGAUUGAGGAUUAUAGCUGCGCUUUGCAGCGAGAGAUCAUUCUGGCUGGUCGCAUCUACAUCUCUGAGGGGCAUAUCUGCUUCUCCAGCAACAUUCUGGGAUGGGUGACAACCCUCGUUAUCAGCUUCGAUGAGGUUGUGGCGAUUGAGAAGGAGUCAACCGCGAUGGUCUUUCCAAAUGCGAUUGCGAUCCAGACUCUUCAUGCGCGACACACCUUCCGUAGUCUUCUGAGUCGAGAGUCCACAUAUGAUCUUAUGGUCAACAUCUGGAAGAUCAACCAUCCUGCCCUCAAGAGCUCAGCAAAUGGAACCAGGGUCACCGACGGCACUGGAGACAAGACGGAGAAGGCUGCUGAAAGCGAUGUGGAAAGUGACGACGAAGAUGAGAUUUAUGAUGAGGAUGAGGAAGGCGACAAUGCCGACAGCAUCUUCGAAGGAGCCACCAGUGUUCAUGGCAGCGAGAAGUCUGUCCCCUCGAAGACAAUCAGUCGCCAAGCCUCAGGUCUCCUCCAAGGUGCCAAUAAUGGACAGUCGGCUUCGAACGGUGAGGCCAAAGGUAGCAAAGCGAGCUCCCCCAGCGACGGUGAUACGGAUUUCCCUGGACCCGCUACCCACGCGCCUACCGAGUUCACUGAUCCUUCGGGUCAGUACGAUAAGGUGAUCAAGGACGAAAUCAUCCCUGCUCCUCUAGGCAAAGUAUACUCCUACAUCUUCGGCCCCGCAUCAGGCGCAUUUGUACCCAAAUUUCUGGUCGAGAAUCAGAAGUCUGGCGAGCUUCAGUUUGAGAGCGGUAACAAAGGUCUCACCAACGAGAGUAAAACCCGGAAAUACUCGUAUAUCAAGCCACUAAAUGGAUCCAUUGGGCCCAAGCAGACCAAGUGUAUCAGCACAGAGAGCUUGGACUUUUUGGAUCUGGAGAAAGCAGUGCUGGUCACUUUGAGUACCCAAACGCCCGAUGUUCCAAGCGGUAAUGUCUUCUGUACGAAGACCAAAUACCUUUUCACUUGGGCGGCGAACAACCAAACCCGGUUCCUGAUGACCUGUACUAUCGAGUGGUCCGGAAAAAGCUGGCUGAAAGGUCCCAUUGAAAAGGGUGCCAUUGAUGGCCAAACCUCAUUCGGAACUGAGCUUGUGAACGCUCUCAAGGCUGCAGUUGCACCUCGUGGUCGCGCCGGCGGUGCCAAGUCCGGUAAAGGCAAAGGCCGCCGCAAGAGAAGUGCGUCCGCUCAAGAAGACUCUGCAUCAGAGACAAAGGCAGCAGAGAAGGCAGCUGCUGAGAAAGCAACAUCGUGGGGACCUCUGGAACCGCUACAUGGGAUCCUGGGACCUGUAUCGGACAUGAUCACGCCUUUGCUGAGCGGAAAUGUAACCCUCGUGAUCAUCGGCAUUCUUCUCUUUAUGCUCUUCUUCCGAAGCCCUUCUCAGUCGUCGACGAUGUCUCACGACAUUGGGUGUCCGGGCUAUUCCUUGCCUCAGCGUCUCGCUGCCUACGAAGAGAUGUGGCGCCGAGAGGAAAGUGAGCUCUGGAGCUGGCUGGAAGAUCGAGUUGGCAUGGAUGGUCUGGCCUUUCCGACGGUCAGCCAGCCGUCCGGUUCGCGGACGCACCAUCUGUCGAGAAAGAUGCAAGGUGAGCGUGCGCUCGCCGGCAGAGUGAAUGAAGAGAAAAUGUCUGAUCUCGAGAUGGACCAUGCCAUUCGGUCCACACGCGAGCGGCUCGACACGCUGGAGAAGAUUCUUUCUAGCCGACGAUCCGACACAAAGCCAGUGGAGCAAGAACCUCUCCACGGGGAGUUGUAA